AGGGAUUUGGCUUGAAUUUUGACCCCUUACACAAUCCAUUCUGCAGCUGACUGGGAGGGGAUUUAGUGAAUACUGCAUUGCAAGACAUGCCAUUCUCAUGUACGCUACAACCGCUCUGUCCCCCUCCCUUACUCGCUGGUAUACAGCUGCCUGUCUGUCCCCUGACCAGACUCUAUGGUGUGGUGUCUGUGAAUGUAGCAGCUCCAGUGUUUCGCGGAUCUGUCCCACAAUCAGCCAGUGUCUCACCUCUACUUGAUGAUGCCUAAGCUUUCAAUAUAAUAUGCGUGAGGAAUGCAGACAUGCUGUGGAUACAACAUAUACCACUACUGCUCUUUUUGACGUCCCCAUUUGUGACAUCCAGUUUAGUUACCCACGAUUACUGCGUGCUUGGUGCUGGUCCAGGGGGACUGCAGAUUGCAAGGUUCUUGGAGGAUUCUGGGAGAGACUAUAUUGUUCUUGAGCGCAAUCAGGUACCCGGGAGCUUUUUCCUUCAGUACCCCAGGCACCGCAAGCUGAUAAGUAUCAACAAAAGAUUCACAGGCAGAAGAAACACUGAGUUCAACCUCAGACAUGACUGGAACUCGCUGCUUAGUCAGAAAGGACACUUGCGCUUCGGCCACUACUCUCAGGAGUUUUUCCCUCAUGCUGAUGAUAUGGUAAAAUACCUGACGGAUUACAGUGUUGGUAUGAACGUGCGCUAUGGAGUCAAUAUCAGCCUUGUUAGAAUAGAACCUAAUGAUACGGUAUGGAAUGGUCAUUACUUCUUUCUGACUGAUCAGUCGAGGAUGGAAUUUCGCUGCAAUGUUCUUUUAGUGGCUUCUGGAUUAUCUCUACCAAACCGAGUGGACUUCCCUGGUUCGGAGUAUGUAGAAGGAUAUGAGAUGGUACCUGUUGACCCUCAGAAUUUCACAGGGCAGAGUGUGUUGAUCCUGGGUCGAGGAAACGCUGCCUUUGAAACAGCUGAGAACAUUCUAGGACACACUAACUUCAUACAUAUGCUGGGCCGUUCCAGGGUGCGCCUUUCCUGGGCCACCCAUUAUGUGGGAGAUCUUAGAGCUAUUAACAACGGUCUUCUGGACACAUACCAGCUUAAAUCACUGGAUGGACUGCUGGAGGGUGAUCUGGAGGAUUUGGCAUUAGUCCGUGAUAGAGAUGGAAAGCUGUAUGUGACUCAUAAGCACUACCUGAAAAACAGCAUAGGCACAAAAAAUCAAACUAACUCUCAUUCCCAUGGCAUGCCACAGGAUUAUAUGGAUAAUUUUGCAGCCCGGGAUCCAUAUGACCGGGUGAUUCGGUGUUUGGGGUGGAAAUUUGACUUUUCCAUUUUUGACAGUUCUGUCAAGUUAAAGGCAGCACCUGGGCAAAAGUAUAAAUAUCCUUUGUUAAAGGCCAACUAUGAAGCAAGGUAUACCCCGGGGCUGUUUGUGGUUGGCACUGCCAGUCAUAGCAUUGAUUUCCGUAAAUCUGCUGGUGGGUUCAUCCACGGCUUCCGUUAUACUGCUCGAUCAGUCCAUCGCCUCAUGGAGCAGCGUUACCACAACAUUCCUUGGAAAGCAUCCCGUCACCCUAUCUCCCAGCUGCUCAAUGUCCUUCUGAAACGUAUGAAUGAAGCAUCAGGUCUCUACCAGAUGUUUGGAGUCCUGGCUGAUGUGGUUCUACUUGGGGAGGACUCAAAAGACUUUGAGUAUUUGGAGGAAGUGCCUGCAGGAAUACUCCCCACGUUAGAGGAGAGCACAGGAAGAAAGUUUCAGAACACAGGGCUGUUUGUUCUGAUAAUGGAAUAUGGAAAGAACUUUUCUGGCCCAGAUAAAGAUGUCUUCCACUAUAACCGUGCAAUUGGAGAAGCAAGAGAAGCCUGGCGCUCCAACUUCCUGCAUCCCGUGGUGUAUUACUACGACAAACUACCAACAGAGCAAGAAAUGAAACUCCGCCCAGAGGACUGGCCUCUACCACGGCCUGUGCGGUUACAUCAUGUUGUAGAAGAUUUCCUUACAGACUGGACCGGACCAAAUGCCCAUGUUCUGCCACUCCGCCGCUUUCUGGAAAAUUCCCUUCUUACUGACCUCAGGGCAUUCUAUGCAGAAUCCUGCUUCCUCUUUACGUUGACACAACAAAAAGUGCCAAUCUUUUGUCAGCAGGGGUAUCUCCAGAACCAGGGACUUGUGGGUACAGAGCAGCUAAGGCAGCAUGCAAAGGAUGCAGGACUUCUACAGGAUUCUACAGGGAUCUAUCAAAAGACACAGGGUGAGAUGCCAAAAAACACAAAUGGAAGGGAUGAACUUUGACUUCUGAAGAAACUGAACAGCCUACCUUUAAGAUUUACUGCAAAGUGCCAAUUACUUGUCACAAUGACCAGAAGAAUUAUCAGCAAUUUAUGACUUUUUAACAUUUGGGGGCUGAUUUAUCAAAGAGUUUUUUUUUACCUCGCAUGAACUCAAAUGACAUCGAAACGCGAAUGGUAUCUCUAAUUGAUUGAGUUUCCGGUGGAAAAAAACUUGAAUCGAGUUCACAAUUUGAGUUUUCAGCCAAAAAAACCCUCCAAAAUCAAGCAACCUGUUAACCUCUUCAAAUGGUCCCAGGCACCUCUGCCAGUUACUUCUACAGAACCUUCGAGUCAAGCUUUUUCCAGGUGGAGAUAUAAUAAAUCCCGAAAAUUCGAUUUUUUUUUUAACCCAAAAAUGUUUUUGAGUUUUGACCAUAAAAUACAACUCGAAGACUCAAAUUUUCAUGGAAAAAACAUAAUAACUCCGGCCCUUGGGGGGACCGUGUUGUUUAGGCACAUAUUUGUAGAAUGCAGAACACAUUCCCCCUCUAUACACAGUGGGGCAAAUUUACUAACCUCCGAAAAUUCUCCAGGGACGGCUUCGCUCACAGCACAACAUUUCGCCAGGCGUAGAUUCGCCAGGACAAAGGUAAUUCACUAAAAAACAAAGUUUCAUCCAG
This is a messenger RNA of Xenopus laevis (African clawed frog), 2943 nucleotides long. It is a transcript of the gene foxred2.L, whose product is annotated as FAD-dependent oxidoreductase domain containing 2 L homeolog. The transcript has 9 exons. NCBI's taxonomy places the organism in Eukaryota, Metazoa, Chordata, Amphibia, Anura, Pipidae. Bases 300 to 2285 code for a protein of 661 amino acids. Gene Ontology annotation, biological process: ERAD pathway. Gene Ontology annotation, molecular function: monooxygenase activity; flavin adenine dinucleotide binding. Gene Ontology annotation, cellular component: endoplasmic reticulum lumen. The record is from RefSeq and is a predicted model, not a curated record.